Nematolebias whitei (Rio pearlfish) is the source of this 1494-nucleotide messenger RNA. Its product is annotated as excitatory amino acid transporter 3-like. The record is from RefSeq and is a predicted model, not a curated record. NCBI's taxonomy places the organism in Eukaryota, Metazoa, Chordata, Actinopteri, Cyprinodontiformes, Rivulidae. Gene Ontology annotation, biological process: L-glutamate transmembrane transport. Bases 1 to 1494 code for a protein of 497 amino acids. The transcript is spliced from 13 exons. Gene Ontology annotation, cellular component: plasma membrane. Gene Ontology annotation, molecular function: L-glutamate transmembrane transporter activity; L-cysteine transmembrane transporter activity; glutamate:sodium symporter activity.
AUGGACGGUGUCGAAGUUUGGGGUAAAAAAUGUUGGACAAGCUGCUUCCACAAAAGAAACGUCUUAACAUUUGUGAGCCUGGCGGGUGUCACCGUGGGUGUAACUGUCGGCUUGGUUUUGAAGAGCUGCGUCACUCUGUCAGCAAGAGACAAACACUACAUUCGCUUCCCAGAAGAACUUCUUUACAACUUCCUGCAGCUGGUUUCCGUUCCUCUGCUGGUGACAAAUGUCAUCGCGGGAGUUGCCAAUGCACCCGUCAGCCCCUCCAGAAAAAUCACCGUCCGUGCACUCACGUACUUUGUCAUCACCACAAUUCUGGCUUUACUAAGUGGAGUUCUCUUUGUACAACUCAUCAAACCGGGGGUCACUGGCACAAGUCGGACGAGUGAAGAGGACGACGACGACUUGAGCUCAAUCGAUGCCUUCAUGGAUCUGAUAAGGAACAUGGUACCACAAAACAUGAUUCAGGCCUGCUUCCAAUACUACAAGACCCGGAAGGUCCUGGUGAAAGUUGAAUCUCGUCCUUUUAACACGACCCUGGAAGAGGGAGGCGCUCGUGUGCAGCUGGUGGGCGAGACCAUCGACGGGAUCAACGUUCUGGGACUGGUUGUGGUGUCCACGCUUUAUGGGAUGGCCCUCAGGAAGCCUCAACACAGGGGGCCGGCUUUCCUGAGAAUUCUUCACGCUGUCAACUUGAUUGCUAAACUUGUGAUGAAAAUGAUAAUGCACUAUUUUCCCAUCGGAGUGGCGUUCAUGAUGAUGAACUAUGUUUACGAGGUUUCGACAAACUGGGCGACCGCUCUCAGUCUGGUGAAGUUCCUCGUAGUGGUGUUUUGCGGACUCGCCCUCCAUGGAUUUAUAGUGUUACCGUUCAUCCACCUGCUGUUUACGGGACAAAACCCCGUUCCUGUCAUUAAAGGGAUUUCUCCUGCGUUGCUGAACGCGCUGCUCGUCUCACGCAACUCUGCAGCCUCCCAGACUUACGAGCGCUGCGAACAGGUUCUCAGGCUGGACACAAGAGUCACGCAGUACGUGCUGGCUGUUGCGAACCACGCCAUCAUGAACGGGGCGGCUCUUCAUGAGAUGGCUGCGGUUGUAUACGUCGCCCAACUUACCGGCAUCACUUUGAACUGGAGCGAGUUAUUUACUACUGGCGUGACGGUGGCGGUGGCCACUGUAGGAGAGGCAGGAACCCCAGAUCCAGAAAUGGCCACCACGCUCUUCAUUCUGAUCGUCAGCAGGAUCCCUGCGAGAGCGGCUUCCGUCCUGCUGGCUGUACGAUGGCUGCUGGAUCACCUGAAUGCUGCGGUCAGCGUCAUGGGGGAGUGCUUCGGUGCGGCGCUCGUUCACAACUUGUCCAAAGAAGAACUGGAACGUACGGGAGAAGAACCCGCCGCAGACAGUAGCGAGGCUUCACCAAGUGAUGCUGCAGGUCCAUCCAGGGAGGAGGAGAACUCUGACACAAACUGGGAUUUUACUCCCAGAACGGUUUAA